Molecule: messenger RNA, 369 nt
Organism: Trichoderma citrinoviride
Lineage: Eukaryota; Fungi; Ascomycota; Sordariomycetes; Hypocreales; Hypocreaceae
Exons: 3
Coding region: 1-369 (122 amino acids)
Biological process (GO): protein import into mitochondrial intermembrane space
Cellular component (GO): mitochondrial intermembrane space
Molecular function (GO): zinc ion binding
Source: RefSeq, a predicted model, not a curated record
AUGUGCAAACACAUUCUCAACGCCCAAGUCGCCAUCCGGUCACCAUGCUGCCGGAAAUGGUUCGACUGCGCCGAGUGCCACGCAGAGCAGGAGAGCCACCCCCUCCUCCAGAGCUUCGAAAUGACCUUUGCCUGCAAAAAGUGCAAAAAGGCCUUCCGCAAGGACGCCCAGGAGUUCGACGAGAGCGACGAGUACUGCCCCCACUGCGACAACCACUUCGUCAUCGAGGCCAAGACGCCCAAGGCCGCCCUCACCAUCGAGGGCGAGGACGUCCGCAUGAACAACAAGCUGCUCAAGGACGAGAGGGUCCGGCAGGAUGGCCGGAGGACCAUUUUCGAUCCGACGCCGGAUGCUGACAAGCUCGGUUAG